This is a messenger RNA of Botrytis byssoidea, 858 nucleotides long. RefSeq lists its product as uncharacterized. The transcript has a single exon. The record is from RefSeq and is a predicted model, not a curated record. NCBI's taxonomy places the organism in Eukaryota, Fungi, Ascomycota, Leotiomycetes, Helotiales, Sclerotiniaceae. The coding region runs from base 1 to 858 and encodes 285 amino acids.
AUGAUGAACGCCAACGAGAACCUCACGGAAAGUUCUUCUCAUUUAACUAACGUCGUACAAGGUCGUUCCAACCCUAUAAAUUCAGAUAACACUGCGCAAGUUACAUUGGCUACCGAAUCCCAAAGAAAGGGUCAAGGGUGCAAGACAUCAGUCUCAAGGCAGGUAUCUCAUGGGAAAAGCAGCAAACCCUUAAAACCCCAAUUGAAAUGGGACGAGGAAAUCCCCUACCCACGCUUCAAAGCUUCUCGCAAAGAUCGUCGACGCAAAACCAAGUCCAGAAGAGCCCAAGACCUUCAUGGACAGGCAUUACAGAGAGAAGUUGGCGUCUCCUUGCCGCCCAAUUGGGAAACAAAAUAUCCUCAGUACACUUAUAAAGCGGGAGCAUCAUUUAAGCUGUCGCGCACAUCUGUAUUAAAUGCACAGAAUCGGUUGAUGGUUAGGAUUAAAUCUAAGUGUAAAGGACACAUUAUCACGGUUCACCCGCUUGAUUGGGAAGAUUUUCAGGCAAACGAAAAAGAUGGUCACAGAUUGCUCGCACUCGCCAUCAACUUUAUUCAGUAUUGGGAUCAAUUCAUCAAGGAUAAUCCCAACAGUCUGAAGGACAUGAAUCGGAUUUAUGCAAGCUGGGUUGCCUCUUCAUGUGCUGGUGAUCAUCCAGACCUCGCAAAAGUUACUGUGGGAGACCCAAGACUACUAGAUUACUCCGCUAGGCGUCGACAAUUGCAAAGGGGGAGAGAGAAGAAAUGGCAACAUAUGAAGAGAACAAAAGAAAGACAAAAGAGGUUUAAGGAACUAUUCAUGAUUGAGGAUCAAAUUGAAGAACUUACUCUUGGAGUUAGUCGACAUCAGUUUUCCUGA